AAGACAAUUCGCUGACGGGCUUGCGCUUGCGCAGUGCGGACCGCAAGCUGUGACAAGCACCACGAAGAAGGCUUUUGGGCCGGGCCAUGGCAGAGCCCGGGGAGGCUCCGAGAGAUGAUGGCGGCGGCGGCCCCCAGGCCCAAGAAGAGGCGAUCAGCGCGGGGGAGUACGCGAGGCGCGUGCAUCAAUGGCUUUGGGACUCGUACUGCGGUUACCUCAGCUGGCAGAGCGGCCUGGCCGCGCUCAUGGCCGGAGCCGCGAACGCGGCGGUUUCAGCCCCGCCCCCUGGCGCCUACUACUACAGCAGCAGCCCCUGCUACUACCUCCUCGCGACCUCCCCUGCCCCCGAGGCCAGCCCUGCGCCCGCCCGGGUGGCCCCGGCUUGGCCCCCGCCCCCGGCUCGACACGCGCCCCUCGCCCAGCGCCCCGCCCCCACCGUCACUACACCCCCCGGCAGCUCCCAACGGGAGCCUGGCCGACCAGCAGGUCGUGAAUACGUUAUCCCAUCUUUAGCUCAUCGAUUUAUAGCAGAGAUGGUGGAUUUCUUUAUUCUUUUCUUUAUCAAGGCAUCAAUAGUUUUGAGUAUUAUGCACUUCAGUGGAAUAAAGGAUAUCUCAAAGUUUGCUAUGCACUACAUUAUAGAAGAAAUAGAUGACGAAACUUCCAUGGAAGACUUGCAGAAAAUGAUGAUAGUGGCCCUUAUCUACAGAUUACUGGUCUGCAUCUAUGAGAUAAUUUGUAUUUGGGGAGCCGGUGGAGCAACUCCUGGGAAAUUUCUGCUAGGCCUUCGAGUUGUGACAUGUGAUACAUCUGUACUUAUUGCACCAAGUCGUGUGUUAGUGAUUCCAUCAUCUAAUGUGAGCAUGACAACGUCGACAAUACGAGCUUUGAUCAAGAAUUUUUCUAUUGCUUCCUUCUUUCCAGCAUUCAUUACUCUGUUAUUCUUUCAACAUAACAGGACAGCCUAUGAUAUUGUAGCAGGGACUAUUGUAGUAAAAAGACGUAGAGUCAGAUGAUACUCAAGGACACCUUUAUUCCACUGUUCAAAUAUACUGGAGCCACCUUGCUGGAUUUCUGAAUCUCACUCAAGAACAGUGCCAAUUAAGACGUUGAGUUUGCUUUCUUCCAGCAAUGGGGAGCAGCACUGACUGAAUUUGAGAAUAUUUGAACAGAGCAAGAAUACUCAGAAUCUUCAAAAGUCAUUGGCAGUUUCACAGGAAAAGUAUCUCUCUUAUGAGAGAAAUACUAAUUCUGUAUCAAAAGACAGAUUUAUUUUUUAUGAAUACCUAAACUGUUGUCAUUAUUGGAGUAACCAAAGCAAUUACAGUGUUUUUGAGGGAAAUUUACUACAGAAAAUAGUAUGCUUUUGUUUUGGUGGACUUGUAAGAGUUUGCUACUCAUAAAAGCCUUAUCAUUAAUCGCUCACACAACCAUUGUAUUUUAAAUACUGAAGAGGUUUCUGUAAAUGUGUUAAAAUGUCUUGCAUGAUGUGGUAUCUUGAACAAAAUACAAAUUCAAUAUAUCAGAUAUUAUGAAGGCAAGUAAAACUAGUAUUAAUAAACAGGUAAAUACUGAGAGCUUUGGCAGUACGGCUGUAGACAACUAAGAUGAAUUGCCAUUUAAUCCCUGCUUUGGAUGGAUUAUAAAUUGUUUUAUUAUUCUUUCCCCAUCUUUUCCAAACACUUAGUUAAAGAUUUGGAGUUUUCUAUAAAAGCACAGAAAAUUUAAAUCUGUAUUUUAUUGUGUAAAAUACUUAAUUUCAGAUGUAUUUAACAACAGCCAAACUAAACUUUGAAUAAACCAGAGAAAAUUUAUGCAUAACCUUUUGCACCAUUUUAUAAGAAAAUGAGGUUUUUUUUUAAUUACACUAUUGCUAAAGCAAUACAAGGAAUUUGUGCAACAAGUGUAAAAAAAUGUAAAUAAGUACUGUCAUUUUAUCUGCCUGUGUGCCUGGAUCACUUAAAUUAUACUUACUAAAUAAAGCCUUUUUAUUUUGCAAUAUAUAUAUAUAUAUAUAUAUAUAUAUAUAUAUAUAUAUAUAUUAAGUGAAAUAGCUAAUUGUUAUCAGUUUCUUAGAAUUGAUACACUGAUUUAAUAGUGAUAUUAUAUUUUCUGUUCAUUUAGGAUCAAAUAAAGUUAUAGAAGAGAGAAAGUCUACUAAUUAGGCUUUGGCAAAGUUGCUUUUUAAAAGUGUUUUUUUUCAUGCUUGUCUUUUGAAAAGGGUGCUUAUACUCUACACUGGAUUUUCCAAGUUCUAACUGAAUAAAGUUCAAAUGUCAGCUAUGCUUUUUUGUGGAGCAGAAACAAGUGCUUUGCAUCAGAUUCUUGUACAUAUGUCUAUAGAAAGUAUCAAAUGCCUGAAGGUGACGCCUGACAAAGGUAGAGGUUUUUCAGUUAUUGUCACAAAAUGUCAGCAACUUUCUGUUUGUUAAGCAAAUUAUGAAUGGAAACUAAUUAAUCUGAGUUGGUUAAGAGAAACAGUUUGCAUUUUUUUGUUAAGAAAAAUUCUGACUUGAUCUGAAUUCAAACAAAUGAAUGGCUGAGAAAUUAUUAGAGGGGUCAAGAGAUUUUUGCUCUAAAAUACAUAUUGUAGGUUUAAAAAAUUAAAUAUUUCAUCUUCAUCUAUUUAAGAAAGUAGAAGUUGAGGCAAGUUUAGUCUAUGGGCUAAAAAAUCAGGUAUAGUACUGUUGCUACAAUUCUUAGCACUAACAAAAGUGCACUGUGAAAGGGCUGGCUUACUGGAAAACAUAAAUGGGGUACAGAAGAAAUAUACCACAAAUGUAUAUUUAUACUGAUAAAGAUGUGAUGAUUCAGCACUAGCGGAUAAAAUAUAACAAAAGUUUACUUUUAGUAAUUAUAACCUACCCUAUAUGCUGGGAAAUCAGUCAGAAGUAGUUUCACUUUACAUUUCUGAAUUACAUACCACUUCGUCUCAAUGUAAAGUUGGCAUCUGCUGAGGAUAGCUAAUUUUACUGCAUCUCUGGAUCCAUGGUAAUUAACACAUUCUAACCCCUUUGAUGUAGAGUAACACCACAGUUCCUUAUUGAGAGCAGUAAUUGACGCAGAAACAUGUGGUUAAAUCCUAUAUGCUGUAGAAAGUUUGGGAAAACACUUUGUGCUUCAUGGCAUGCUAAGCUAUGCUUAACAUUAAUCAUGAGUUAAUAUGCUAGUUGCUUCCCAUGUUAACUGUUAUCCUUGCCACUUUUGUAGGGAGAAGUGGGAGAUAAAAAACAACCAUUCGGCUUUAAUGUGUAUUGUCAGGGAGUGAUGGUGCAUGCGCAUGUGUAUUAAUGGGCUUGGAAAACAGUAGUGGCCUGAUUUGACAUCACACUAUAUAGGGAAGUAUGUUGCUGAGCUCCCACCCCUAUCCUUUUGGUGUCCCCAUUUUACUUCCUAUGACUAGAGGAAUGCUGAGACUGGAGUGGCCCUUUGUAGCUCCAUUCUCUAUCUAGAGGCUAGAAGAGUUAAGGUGACACCAUGAUUAGAGUAAGUCAGCUUAAAACAAAUUGGAUGCAACUGUAUCUAAGGCACUGUGUUUCUCCAUAUGAAUCAUAAUUUAAGGCACAGAAUGAUCUAAGUUCUUUGUCACACUAAUUGCAGUUGCAUCAUGGCUUAAUAUGUUAUUCAGACUAUAUCCCUGAGAAGUAAACAGGUGAAAGAAAAUAUUAAGCCCCUGUCAUAGUGAACAGAAGAAAGCAUUAGAUUAGUGAUUGGAUUUAGCUUGACUUUAUGCUUCCACUGUCUCUCUGCCAUCUAUUGUUAUUUAAAAGGCAUAUUUUGUGCAAGUUGCUCUAUGAUAACCCUGUGCUACAUUUCUACAAAUUCAGCAAGAUCCUUAUAAUAGGUAUUUUAUGGCUUACACAGUAUGUUUUGCCAAGCAUAGUCGUUUUUAGAGAAAAAGGUAAAAUAAUGCUUUGAUUACUCAGCAUUUUGAUAAUGAUUAACACUAGUGAUUUUGUUACUAGCAGAGGUUAAUUAGGACAGCAGUUAAAGUACAGUUCUGCAUUGCAGUAUUACUUUCUUUUAUUGUGUAUUCAGAUUGCCCUAAUCUUUGAUACUAUAGUGCAGCAGUAUUUCCUAUAUAUUUAUAUUGCCUAGCAUAAAUAAAUUCAUAAAUCUGGAUCAAUAGUUGGGAGAGUCAAGACAAUUUCAUUUGAAUGUAUUAAACUAAACCCAUCAAAGACUGUUUUACAGUUACAGCUUUGUGCAAAAUAUAUUUCCUCCAUAAGUAUACAGUAGCAAGUGUUCAUUUUAAAGAAAAGCUUCAAUAUUCAAAUACCAUGUAAAUGUGGUCAUUUAAUACAUCAACUGGAUAUCUAUAAUUUCCAUUUUUGAAGUUGGCUUUUAAUUAUAGAUAUUUGGAAGAUCUUCAGUAUAAAAUCUCUGUUCCCAAAGGAUGUCUCUCUCUCUGUAAGAUUAACAAGUUGGUUUGAAUAAACGUUCACUUUUACAUUAA
Molecule: messenger RNA, 4456 nt
Organism: Candoia aspera
Lineage: Eukaryota; Metazoa; Chordata; Lepidosauria; Squamata; Candoiidae
Gene: FAM8A1
Product: family with sequence similarity 8 member A1
Exons: 5
Coding region: 87-1016 (309 amino acids)
Source: RefSeq, a predicted model, not a curated record